CUCUGCAUAGCCACAUUCAGGAAGAGCUUUAGAAACUGAAAAGGGGAGGUGGAGAAUAAUACGUUAAAAAAAAGACAUCCCUGCCUACUUGCGGCUUGUGAGCUGGUUCUGCAUUCUUCAGCAAUUCAACAGCACUACUGUGAAACAAAGAGUAUCAUUUCGAGACAUGAAAGUAGCACAUAUUCUAGAGCAAGGCAGCUCUUUCUGGCACGUGGCAGGAGCUUUUACACUGUGCUUGGUGACUGUGAGCCUAGGUGUGUUGGAUACUGUCACUACAGAACUAGGAUUUAGUCAUUAUGCCGAGAAGCCAAGUUCUACACUUCCUGUUUUUCUAUCAAUGCCUUUCAACUCCCUUGUCAAUCUCGGAUACGUAUUUUUGGGCAUAUACUGGCUCGUUCAAGAGGAGAAAACGAAUGGAGUUAAAGAGCGGACUGGUAGUUAUCUGAAGAAUGUCUUUUCCUGGAUGGCACUGGCCUACGGCCCAGUCCAGUGGGCGCGGAUUUCUACUCAGACACACAAGUCUGCAGUUCUCGAUCAGUGGUUUACCUUGCCAAUCUUUGCAUGGGCAAUCAUCUGGUGCAACUCCAUACUGAGACACUGGAACAGGCGGCAGUUCUUACUAAUAGAAGUCCUGUCAUUAAGCAGCUAUUUUUUCAGUAUAUUUCACCCACAAGGAUUUGAAUUUGCCCUGGCUGUGCAUAUCCUAUGGGCAGUGGUUUCCGGCGUCAAAUUACAGAACAGGCAUGGAGACUCUUCCUCAAAGAAGUACUUGAGCUUUGCUCUAAUCUCUUGCCUUGGUUUUGUUGGAUUAAAGCUUCUUGACCACUGGUUGGCCCAAUAUUUCCUGUUUCAGACACUAACUGGCCAUUUCUGGUCCAAAGUCUGUGACAUCCUACAGUUCCAUUAUGCCUUCUGCUUUCUACUUCAUCUAGACCGUCAUCGAUUCUCCAAGAUUAAAGGAUAGAAAACUCAAAGAAAGUUUGAAAGUUUGGAUGUUCUUCUCAAGCUUGUCGAAUGGCAACUCUGACUUAAAGUGUUGUUGAAUGGCACGCCGCCUUUAAUGCUCAUCUUCACAACUCAAUUAUAAUACAGAUAUGGAUCCGAAUAGUGAGCCAUAGAGAUUAUUUUGAUUCUUUUUAAUCUAAUGUUAACAAAGGCACUUAAAGGAGUUGUAAAUAAUAAAAAAAAAUGUUAUGCUGAAA
Messenger RNA from Rana temporaria (common frog), 1202 nucleotides. It is a transcript of the gene TMEM187, whose product is annotated as transmembrane protein 187. Bases 167 to 964 code for a protein of 265 amino acids. The record is from RefSeq and is a predicted model, not a curated record. Gene Ontology annotation, cellular component: transport vesicle. NCBI's taxonomy places the organism in Eukaryota, Metazoa, Chordata, Amphibia, Anura, Ranidae. The transcript has a single exon.